This is a messenger RNA of Fundulus heteroclitus (mummichog), 622 nucleotides long. Its product is annotated as Fc receptor-like protein 5. Gene Ontology annotation, molecular function: transmembrane signaling receptor activity. Gene Ontology annotation, biological process: cell surface receptor signaling pathway. Bases 2 to 622 code for a protein of 206 amino acids. The transcript is spliced from 4 exons. The record is from RefSeq and is a predicted model, not a curated record. NCBI's taxonomy places the organism in Eukaryota, Metazoa, Chordata, Actinopteri, Cyprinodontiformes, Fundulidae.
AAUGGCGUUUGCAUCUAUAUGUCUGGCUGUCGCAGCCACGCUGAGUAUUCAGCCUGACCGACGUCAGUUCUUCCGCUACGAGGCCUUCAACCUGAGCUGUGCAGUCUCAGGGAACUUCAGUGGCUGGAAGGUGAUGAGGAAUGCUUCUGAGGAGUUUUCGCCGUGUGAAAAUUGGGGCCGCCCGAACCGAUCCUCCUGCAUCAAUCGCAGUGUCUACAAGUCGGACAACGGGCGUUACUGGUGCCAGUCUGAGCAAGGAGAGUGCAGCAACACCCUGGACAUCAGGAUACACACUGGUGUUGUGAUCUUGGAGAGUCCAGCACUGCCUGUGAUGGAGGGAGACAACGUGAUGCUUCGCUGCUCCUACAAAGAGAGAUAUGACCCAAAUGCUUCAUCAGAUUUCCCGGCUGUCUUCUACCAAAAUGAUACAUUUUUUGGAAAGAGGUCUGAAGGAAAGAUGAUCCUUCAGAAAGUGUCAAUGUCCAGCAAAGGAUUCUACAAGUGCCAACACCCCACCAAAGGAGAGUCACUGCCGAGCUGGCUGGAAGUUAAAGGUAAAACUAACUUCUGCUGGACGUCGUUUUGUCCUGAAAAGGCUACCUUGGUCCAUAUCCAGACCUAA